AUGACUGACUUUCCUGAUGAUUUGCAGUUGCAUUCAAACGGUGAUGGUUUUCCUCAGCAUGUUGCCGAUGGUGCUGGCUCACAACUUGGCGUGUGCAUUGAUGAGACGUUGCAGCAACACUUCACUGAUGAUGGUGUCACUGUUGAUAUUUUUGAUGGCCCUGGUAUCGAUUCAAACCAUGACAUUCCAGAUGACGUUUCUUUGCUGUCAGGUGAUCCUGCCCCAUGCCGCCUGGACGAUUUUGUGGAGGAGUCUCAUCGUGUGCAGAGCUCUGCAGUUUGGAUUGCAGAUGCCAUGCAAGUCUUUGCGGAAGCAGGUGUCAACUUGGUUAACCCAAUUGAUGGUCCGUUGUUACCAGCACCAGCUGGUGAGUCGGGAGCCUUUUUGGGCCGCAGUUUGAUGUCCUCAGAAGUUUCAGCUAUGUUGCGAAGUUUUUUGGGAGUGCCAAACAAUGGACAUGAUGACAAUGCCCCUCUCUUCUCCAGUCACAGCCUGAAGGCAACGACACUUGCUUGGGCCGCCAGGUAUGGAUUGAGCCCCGCAACAAGGUCACUGUUGGGACGUCAUACAUCAUGUUUGAACGAAACUUUUUCUGUUUACUCGCGUGAUCUGAUGGUGUCCCCUGUGGUUGAAUUACAGCGGGUCAUUGAUGAAAUUGCCAAUGGAAACUUUUCUCCUGACGAGCAACGCUCUCGUUUCUUUGGAGCAAUGGGUGCUGAUGGGAACAUGGCAGGUCCAAACACUGCUGAUGGCAAUGAUUGCGUUGAUGUUGAAUCAAUCAAAUCCCAGCAGUGCUCUGAAGUGUCACCUGAAGCCCCAGUUGGUGAGCCAACCAGUGCCGAAGAUGCUCAACGUGCUGCAGGGGACGAGCCUAAUGUUGAGUCAGAUGACUCCUCCUCAGAUGAUGAGGGAGCGUGCACGGCCGUCUUACAAUUCAUCGGUCGUCCUCGCUAUUUGGACAGCCUUUUCCAGCUGUGGAGCGGGUUGACACAUUCGCUCAUACUCAUGGAAGCAUUAUUGUUUCCCGAGCAACCCAUCCAAACAAGCUCCCAAUUGGCGCUGCCGCGAGAGAAUAUGCCUCUUUCGCACAUCCUCGACGACGGCUUCCAGCCCAUGGCAUAUCGCAUCCCGCUGGCCAUCCAGGCACUCGCGGAUUACACAGAUUGGUUUCAUGACAAAUAUGAUGACCAACUUCAUCGUGAAAUGGCAUCGUUGCUCGACGACUCGAUGCUGAUCUUUCAAAGCAUCCAUCAGAUCCUGCAGCUCCGCCCCGGCACGGCAACUGCAGCACAGCCAGCGCCUGACACCGGUGGACAUGACACCACAGCCGUGCUACCUCUUGCGCUGCCUGCUCAAGUCGCACCUGACGACCCUUGGACUACUUGA
This is a messenger RNA of Cladocopium goreaui, 1386 nucleotides long. Lineage: Eukaryota; Dinophyceae; Suessiales; Symbiodiniaceae. The record is from the annotation of a GenBank genome assembly.